AUGGCAACCCCGUCGGUCCAUCCCUCAUGGAUGGACAGGGGAUCAAUGAAAGGGGGCGUAAGUCUAGUAGUGGGAUAUCACUCAUACGUACAAAGCGUUCCGCUAACCGAACACGUCGAAGUGACAAGACCAGCCGCAGUUCCCGUUUACAAGGAGAUCGGAAUUCCAGUAGUUCAACCUUUCAAAAUUAGUUUACCUCAUCCUGUCGCAGUGGGGAUACCACAGCCGUAUCCAAUUCCAGUACCAGUUCCCCAUGCUGUACCGGUACAAGUUGUACGAACUGUACCUGUACCAGUGGAAAGAAAAGUGCCAUUUCCAAUUGAAAAACAUAUUCCAGUACCCGUGGAUAAGUAUGUACCGUAUGCAAUUGAAAAGCAUAUACCGGUGCCUGUGUACGAACCUUAUCCUAUCAAAGUACCAUUUUACAAAACUAUUUAUCACUACAGGAGGGGAUGA
Molecule: messenger RNA, 456 nt
Organism: Trichogramma pretiosum
Lineage: Eukaryota; Metazoa; Arthropoda; Insecta; Hymenoptera; Trichogrammatidae
Product: MAGE-like protein 2
Exons: 4
Coding region: 1-456 (151 amino acids)
Source: RefSeq, a predicted model, not a curated record